ACUGGUUCCGGACUCUCCUCAUUCCAUCCCUAAAAAGGAGAUUUGCGCGAGAUCAACUAUCACCUCUGUCCAUUUCAAAGAUAGAAGAACAUUGAACUCUUCUUAAGCAUUCAGAAAAUCCAAAAUACAAAUAACAUCAACUAAUUACCUCAAACUCUUGACAUACAAAAAAUAAAAUCUUUUUGUGUCAAGACAAGAUUGCACAAUAUUUCUAGCUUAGCGCCGCCAAACCCAGAUCGUUUUCCUAGGGUUUUGGAAUCGUGAUAAUGAGCCAGAGAAAUACUGGAGACAGCCGUCCCUGCGAUUUCUGCAAUCAGCAGAUUGCCGUACUUUACUGUCGAGCUGAUUCAGCAAAGCUGUGUCUUUUCUGUGACCAGCACGUUCAUUCAGCUAACGCCCUCUCCAAAAAACACCUCCGAUCUCAGAUCUGUGACAACUGUUGCUCCGAGCCUGUCUCCAUCCGUUGCGCCACCGACAAUCUCGUACUCUGCCAAGAAUGCGAUUGGGAUGCUCACGGCAGCUGUGCACACGAUCGGACCCCUGUUGAAGGGUUCUCUGGAUGUCCUUGUGCUUCUGAGCUUGCUUCAGCUUGGGGUUUGGAUGUUGAGGCCAAGAAACCACCAACACCUACUCAUUUGCAGCCCACUUGGAAUGGUUUCUUAGAGCCUUGUAAUUGGAUGUGUAAGGAUGUUAUUCCUCCACCUUCUGUCUUGUUGCAAGAUUUAAUGGUACCUAACGCUAAUAAUAAUUCUGGGAUUUACUCCACAACUCGUGAGGUGGGUAGAAAGCAAAAUCCAACUUGUGGCAAGCAGAAACAAGUGAUAUUGAAACAAUUAAUUGAGUUAUUCAAGAGAGAUUUUGCAGAUGGGGUUGGAGGUGGAUCGGAAGAUUUAGUUCCAAAGACACCUAAUGGGAGUAGUGAUUGGCAGGGAAAUGUUAAUGUGACGGAGGGGAGUGAUGCGGUUAUGGGUGGUGCCAAUCAGCAGCUUGAGCCGCAGAGCGUGCCAUUUACCUCUUUGCUUAUGAUGCAGAAGCCUCAUAAUUCAAAAGACAGUGACCGCAUGGUGCAAGGGAAUAUUUUGUCAAGCGGAAAUUCCUAUGUUCAAAACACCCAGAUAUGGGAUUUCAAUCUGGGGCAGUUGAGGAGCCAUGAACAGUCAAGCUCAGUGGAAGCCGACUACAGUGAGAGCGACAUGGCUUACAUGAUGAAAAGCUAUGGUGAACUCAUAAAAGGAACAUCAUUAGCAUCUUCAAAAGGAUUAGAACUCUCAGGCAUUAACCGCUCAGUUGCCCAUGAAGAUAUGACAGCUCUCAGUAAUAAUUCGAAUAACCGAGGGGGAAGCCAGGGGCCAGCGACAUCUGAGAGCAACAAUUUACCAAUAAUUAAGCUUUCUUCGGACUCUGGUUAUACUAAACGGAAAUGCUGUGGUGUGUCUAAAGAUUUGAACUUUAUGGAGCAAAGCAUUUUUGUGGGAGGUGAAAACACUGGUGAGGAAAUACUCAAGGCUGAUAUGGAGCUUCUGGCGAAGAACAGAGGAAAUGCAAUGCAACGUUAUAAGGAGAAAAAGAAAACACGAAGAUAUGAUAAGCACAUACGUUAUGAAUCAAGGAAGGCAAGAGCUGAUACUAGAAAGCGAGUUAAGGGUCGAUUUGUCAAGGCUAAUGAAGCUCCAGAUGGCUGAAUACCCGUUGAAUGACAGAGGAUAAGGAUCUUUCUGUCUUUAGUUGAAGAAUCUCAUGGGAGCUAAGAUGAGGAAAGGCUUUAAAAACUUCUGUAAUAACGAAAGCUCUACCUCCACUCUCAACCAUCAAACUGCAGCCUCUGCCCGCCCUCUCUCAUCUACUUACAUGAUGGUCACUGCUACUACUGAUCUAAAGCUGAACGAAAGGGAUAACCAGACAACCUUGGAGGAGAUGUUGCUCCAAUUGGACAUGGAGGAGAAAAUGGCAAGAAGAGAAAAGCUGAACGAAUAUGGGCAGCAUUGAAUGUCUUGUGUCAACAGUUCAGACAUUCUUCCAACUGCAAGGAACGCGCGCUUUUCUCUGGAUGGCAAAGAUGCCAUCUGCCGGUCUUCUUUCCAUGACGUGUCUCCUUUGCUAACCACAAGUGUUGGUGCAAGAAAAUCAGUAUGCUGCAACCACGAGCUGAGGAAAAUGGAGAUGAAAACUCGAACUCAAAACAUGCCCCCGGCAAUAGCAGGGGAGAGAGUGGUUGGGUGUAAACCAGGAGUAGUAGCUAAGUUAAUGGGAGUAGAGGCCAUGCCAAUAUCAAUACACAGAAAGCAUAGUAAGGAUAGAGCGAGUGCAAUUAUCAAAAGCCAAUGCCCGAGGAAAAGAGCAAAAAGGUACGAGAUGGAGAGUAAGAGAAGAUGAAGGGUGGUGGUGGAAACGAACUGUGGUGGCCACAACUGUAGCGUAAAGAGGGAUGAAUAAUCAGAAUGUGACGAGCUCUUGUUCAAGAAAAGGCUAUUGCGUUAUGAAACCCGUCGCAAUGGACCUAACAAAAGAUCACAAAGAAGUAGGCUGGCCAAUGCGAGGCGGCGUCUUGUAUAGAAAUAACAAUGACAUGUAGUAAGAUUUUUCUUUUUACUUAUUUGUUCAACACAGGUGCUUUUGUCAAUCA
Molecule: messenger RNA, 2623 nt
Organism: Nicotiana tabacum (common tobacco)
Lineage: Eukaryota; Viridiplantae; Streptophyta; Magnoliopsida; Solanales; Solanaceae
Product: zinc finger protein CONSTANS-LIKE 14
Molecular function (GO): zinc ion binding; protein binding
Source: RefSeq, a predicted model, not a curated record